AUGAAAGUACUGCAAAAUGCGGUGUCAACGACAUAUGGAUUCAAGCCCAGCUACCGGAAGGUGUGGAUGGCUAAGCAGAAGGUGAUUGCACAGAUUUAUGGUGAUUGGGAGGAAUCUUACAACAUAAUUCCGAGGUGGAUAAUCGGGGUUCAGAUGUACAUGCCGGGCAGUAUUGCAGUAUUGCGCACUUCACCUGUAAGGUCUGGUAAUACGGUUGAUGAGUCGAGGGUGUUUUUUCAUCGAUUGUUUUGGACGUUUCCGCCAUGCAUUGAGGCAUUCAAGUAUUGCAAGCCACUGAUAUCCAUUGACGGUACCCAUCUGUAUGGCAAGUACGGCGGAACGUUACUCAUGGCGAUUGCACAAGAUGGAAACUCGAACAUACUCCCAGUGGCAUUUGGACUUGUUGAGGGUGAGAACACUGAGUCAUGGAAGUUCUUCCUUGCUCACCUUCGCCAACAUGUGACCCCGCAACCCGGCAUUCUAGUUAUAUCUGACCGCCACAAUGCAAUCAAGGCUGCGUUAGUUGCAGAAGACGGUGGGUGGCUCCCACUGGCCACCUAUCGUGCAUAUUGUGCUAGGCACAUAGCUGCUAAUUUUGCGCUUAACUUUAAAUCCAAGGAUGCACGGAAGAUUCUGGUGAACGCAGCCUAUGCAAAGUCCGAACAGAAGCAUCAAUAUUACAUGUAG
Molecule: messenger RNA, 687 nt
Organism: Arachis ipaensis
Lineage: Eukaryota; Viridiplantae; Streptophyta; Magnoliopsida; Fabales; Fabaceae
Source: RefSeq, a predicted model, not a curated record